CGAGAUGGACAUCUAUUACACCUUCAACAAAUACAUCACAUUGCAAAAUCGUUCUGCUCGUGCCAAUCAAUAACACUUGAUACCUCACUCCCAUCACUCGACUCGUACUUUCUGGAGUUCACACGUCGGACAUAAAGGUCGCAAAUUCUAGAACCGACUUUUCACACCCAUACAUCGCCACCAUGCCAGGCGCAAAGCUGUGGGCAAAGAUGAUCGGAUCAGGUGCGCUCCUGUGUAUCGGCGGUCCUUACCUGAUCUACUACGUCACGCCGACAGAGGAGGAAUUGUUCAUGAGAUACAACCCUGAGUUGCAGAGACGAUCGUUGGAGAACCGCAAGGAGAAGCAGGAGAACUUCAACGAGUGGGUUUCGCAGCUCAAGAAGCACUCGAAGAGUGAUCUGCCCCUUUGGACAGCCUGGGACAAGGAGUCUGCAGAGUACAAGGAAGCCGGCGCGGCUCGUCUGAUUGAAGAGCGCAGAAUUGCCGAGCAGGUCGCUCAAGCCAGAAGAGACGAGAUCAAGAACUCUGCAGCUUGA
Messenger RNA from Aureobasidium subglaciale EXF-2481, 536 nucleotides. RefSeq lists its product as uncharacterized. The coding region runs from base 183 to 536 and encodes 117 amino acids. Lineage: Eukaryota; Fungi; Ascomycota; Dothideomycetes; Dothideales; Saccotheciaceae. Gene Ontology annotation, biological process: mitochondrial respiratory chain complex III assembly. The record is from RefSeq and is a predicted model, not a curated record. The transcript is spliced from 4 exons. Gene Ontology annotation, cellular component: mitochondrial membrane.